Messenger RNA from Salvelinus fontinalis (brook trout), 7720 nucleotides. Its product is annotated as serine/threonine-protein kinase PRP4 homolog. Bases 42 to 3086 code for a protein of 1014 amino acids. The record is from RefSeq and is a predicted model, not a curated record. NCBI's taxonomy places the organism in Eukaryota, Metazoa, Chordata, Actinopteri, Salmoniformes, Salmonidae. Gene Ontology annotation, molecular function: protein serine/threonine kinase activity; ATP binding. Gene Ontology annotation, biological process: peptidyl-threonine phosphorylation; peptidyl-serine phosphorylation; mRNA cis splicing, via spliceosome. The transcript has 15 exons.
UACUUUGAAGGAAGGACCCCCGCCUUCCCCGGCUGAGGAAAAUGGCCGACGUAGAGAUGGAAAUCGAGUCUACAAGAAUGAAUAAUAAUGGGAACGAACACGUGAAAGAAGAUUUAGAGAGCAAUGAGAAGAGUGGGAGUGAGGAGGAGAGUGUUGAAAAUUCUGAAGAAGAAGAGGACGAUAAAGAGGUCAGAGAGGGGGAAGCUGAAAUGAAUGGAGAGAAGACAGCAGAGGGGUCCAAACAUUACAGCAGUGGCAGCAAACACAAGAAAAAGAAACACAAACACCGCAGCAAGCACAAAAAACACAAACACGCCUCCGAAGAGGACAAGGACCGCAAGCGCAAACAUAGACACAAACACAAGAAACACAAACGUAAAGAUGGCUCCUCUCCAUCCGCCCUUGGCAUCAACAGCUCCUCUAGCCACAGAAAAACGGACAUAUCCCCUGUAUCUGACGACAAGGCUUUAUUGGAGGAGUUGGAGAAACAGAGGGCCAUGAUCAAAGCAGAGCUAGACAGCCAGAUGAUGGAGGGGGGAAAAGUGCAGUCAGGCAUGGGCCUCAUCCUACAGGGUUAUAACUCUGGCUCUGAGGAGGGAGAGGGAGAUGGGGGGGUCCGGAAUGGGGAGCAGCACCAGAGGGACAGCAUGGCAAAGCCCCCCUCCCCCAGGGGUAGGAGUGGUAAAUCCAGACGGGACACCACAGAAGCAGGCAAGUCCAGCUCCAAGCGCCACAGCAAGUCCAGGGAGAGGACCGGCAAGGAGUCCAAGUCAGACAAAACGACCAAAGGCACCAAAAACACCACCGCCAAAGAACGUGCCCGCAGCAAAUCAAAAGAGAGGAAACGCUCCCAGAGCAGGUCCAAAGAGAGAAGCAAGAAGUCUCCUUCCCCCUCCAGCAGGAGAUCAGAGCAGAGGGGCGGCCGCUUGGACAAACGCUCCUCGCCCCAGACCGAUGACAGACCAAACGCGGUGCACAGCAGCCCGAGGUCCAGAUCACGGGAGCGCCCAGGACGAUCGGAGGCAGAGAAAGAGCCGGACAAGAGGCCGACCAAGUCCCCGUUUAAGGACACCUCGUCAGGGAAAGAGAAUCGCUCUCCCCAAAGGCGAGGAGGAAGGGAGCUCCGCAGCCCCCAGAGGAGACGCAGCACCUCCCCACGCUCCACCAGAGACUCCCAACGGGCAUCAGCUUCAGCCUCCACCUCCAAACAGGGCUCUCCUUCCAGAGCAGCCAGAUCCCCAGCCAGGAGAGGCAGCAGUCGCUCCAUAGACGCCAGGAGGAGGGAUGCUGACAGACAGGGCUCCUCACCACUAAGGAAGCGAAUACGGCCAGAAGCAGGACCAGGGGGUAGAGCGAGGUCACGGGAGACCAGCCCCAGAGGUGCUCCACAAGGUCGCAGGAUGAGCCGCUCUCCCUUCAGAAGAAGGUCUCCCUCGCCCUUCCGGAGACGGAGUAGAUCUCCACUGAGACGCAGGUCACCAGAGAGGGACAGGUACGGCCGUCUCAGACAGUACGGCAGGCGCUCCAACUCCCGGGACCGGGACAGGAGGAGGAGACAUGGCCGGGACGAGGACAAAUUCAAGGGCAGCCUCUCUGAGGGCAUGAAGGCCGACAAGGAGUCCUCCGAAGAGGAAGUGUUCGAGGACUUUGACGGUGAGGAGGUGGAUGAAGAGGCCCUCAUAGAGCAGCGCCGCCAGCAGCGCCUAGCUAUCGUCCAGAAAUACCGUGGCGGCAACGAGGACAGCAUGACGUCUAUGGCGUCGGAUCCCAGUAGCCCCCAGAGCAGCACGCGGAGCCGCUCGCCCUCACCAGACGACAUCCUGGAGCGCGUGGCGGCCGACGUGAAGGAGUACGAGCUGGAGAACCUGGACACGUUUGAGGAGAACAUCAAGGCCAAGCAAGGCCUCAUCACACACGAGAAGGACGGACCCAAAAAGCCCUCGGCCCCGGAUAUGUUCACAGAAUCGGACGACAUGUUUGAAGCAGCCAUUGAUAGUGCCAGGAUGAGAGCAGCAGGUGUGGGGGGGAAGGACUUCAAAGAGAACCCCAACCUCCGGGACAACUGGACCGACGCAGAGGGUUACUACCGUGUGAACAUUGGGGAGACGCUGGACAAGCGCUACGACGUGUAUGGCUACACAGGCCAGGGAAUGUUUAGCAAUGUGAUCAGGGGCAGGGACACGGCCCGCGCCGGACAGGAUGUGGCUGUCAAGAUCAUCCGGAACAACGAGCUCAUGCAGAAGACUGGCCUGAAGGAGCUGGAGUUCCUCAAGAGGCUCAACGACGCCGACCCCGACGACAAGUUCCAUUGCCUGCGCCUCUUCAGACACUUCUACCACAAGCAGCACCUGUGUCUGGUGUUUGAGCCCCUCAGUAUGAACUUGCGCGAGGUGUUGAAGAAGUAUGGUAAGGAUGUGGGCCUCCACAUCAAGGCUGUCCGCUCCUACACCCAGCAGCUCUUCCUGGCCCUCAAGCUCCUCAAACGGUGCAACAUCCUCCACGCUGACAUCAAGCCCGACAACAUCUUGGUGAAUGAGUCGAAGACCAUCCUGAAACUCUGCGAUUUUGGCUCGGCAUCCCACGUGGCGGACAACGACAUCACGCCGUACCUCGUCAGCAGAUUCUACAGAGCUCCCGAAAUCAUCAUUGGGAAGCCGUACGACUACAGCAUAGACAUGUGGUCGGUGGGCUGCACCCUAUACGAACUCUACACAGGCAAGAUCCUGUUCCCCGGCUCCUCCAACAACCACAUGAUCAAACUUGCCAUGGACCUCAAGGGCAAGAUGCCCAACAAGAUGAUCCGGAAAGGCCUGUUCAAAGACCAGCACUUUGAUCAGAACCUCAACUUCCUCUACAUUGAAGUAGACAAAGUGACUGAAAGGGAGAAGGUGACAGUGAUGAGCACCAUCAACCCCACCAAGGACCUGUUGUGUGACAUGGUGGGGGGCCAGCGGCUGCCCGAGGAGCAGAGGAAGAAGGUCCUGAUCCUCAAAGACCUGAUCGACAGCACGCUGAUGCUGGACCCGGCCAAACGCAUCAGUAUCAACCAGGCCCUGCAGCACCCCUUCAUCCAGGAGAAAAUCUGACCUCAGACCAGCUCACACUAUACCACUAGCCUGUUUCCAGAUCCAUUUGUGCUGUCUCGCCAAUUAUGGUCAUUCUGAUGUCAAUUGCAUGACAACAACAACAGUUGGCAAAACAGCACAAAACAGAUCUGGGACCAGGCUACUAUACCACCACCACCCAGAGCAGCGAUGUCAGGUCGAAUACUGCAGUAUGGCAGCCAAAAAGACAAGACCAGACUCCCCAUUAAGAAUGUUAUGGAUGUAUAUUUUUCCCUCCCCCCCAAUUUUGAUUAUGAUGGGUACUAUAACCUGGUAUCUAGUUUUAUUGUAAAUAGGUCAUUGAAAAUUGACAUUCAAAAAAAUGUUUUAACUGGCAAUGAAAUGACAGACAUUGAAAGAAUAUAAUUCCUGUAAAUAUGUCUAUUGUGUUGUUGGAAGAAUCAGAGUGUUCGUCAGUCUAGAAAUUUGGGUCAAGAAGAUGAUACAUAAUGGCACAUCUUCUGCAGUUUCUUUUUUAUGAUUACAAACAUUGCUCAUUCUGCUACGAUGCAUGCUUUUGAAUGUGCAUUCUUUCGUUGUGCCCUAGACGUGUGUAGCGCAGGCCUGUGUAAUGUAAAUGCUCUGUGUGUGUAGCAGCAUUUAUGUCCCAUAUGUUAUGGCAGCACAAGCCCCAUUUUACAGGUCCCAGGCCUGUGCUUAAGGAAUGGACUCAACAGUAGUACUGUACUCCCCUCAGAACAAUAGGCAAUGAUUUCACAACUUCUCUUUAUUUCUCGCUUUCUCUCUCUCUCUCUGACACGGUCCUGGCUAUAGGCUCUCAGCCUCGUGCAUGAGCCUUGUGUGUAAAACACAGAACUGGUGGAAGUUCUCGAAGCCACCACUCUCCCUCAUUGUUCUCUUAUGUUGUGUACACACAGUUUAUUAGGUACACCCAUGUAGUACAGGGUCGGAUCCCCCUUUGCCUCCAGAACAGUCUGAAUUAUUCGGGGCGUGUAAUCUACAAGUCUGAAACGUUCUACAGGGAAUGUUGGUCCUUGCUAAUGCAAUGGCAUCACACCACCUGUACCGUUAACACCAGGCAGGAUGGGUCCUGCUGCUUAUGCCAAAUCCUGACUCUGCCAUCAGCAUGACGCAACAGGAUUCGACAGACCAGGACAUUUUUUCCCACCUCUUUUUAUUUAUUUGUUUAACCCCUUUUUCUCCCCAAUUUCAUGGUAUCCAAUUGGUAGUUACAGUCUUGUCUCAUUGCUAACCCGGACAACGCUGGGCCGAUUGUGCACCGCCCCAUUGGUCUCCUGGUUGCGGCCGGCUGUGACAGAACCUGGACUCGAACCCAUAAUCUGUAGUGGCACUGCGAUGCAGUACCUUAGACCACUGCGCCACUCGGGAGGCCCUAUUUUUCCACUUCUCAAUUGUCCAGUGUUGGUGAUCGUGUGCCAACUGGAGCCUCUUCUUCUUUUUAGAUGAUAGGAGUGGAUGGAACCCGGUGUGCUCGUCUGUCGCAAUAGCCCAACCGUGACAAGAAUCGACGAGUUGUGCGUUCCGAGAUGCCCUUCUGCACACCACUUGUACUGUGCCGUUAUUUGUCUGUUUGUGGCCAGCCUAUUGGCUUGCACGAUUAUUGCCAUUCUCCUUCGGCCCCUCACCAAUGAGCUGUUUUCGCACCAUUCUCGGGGACACCCUACACACUUGUGUGUGAAAAGCCCAGGAGGCAGCUGUUUCUGAGAUACUGAAUCCGGCGUUCCUGGCACCGACGAUCAUAUCACAUAUACAAAGUCGCUUAGGCCACUCCUUUUGCACAUUCUAACGUUCAACCGAACAGUAACUGAAUGCCUCGAUGCCUGUCUGCCUGCUUUAUAUACAGUCGUGGCCAAAGGUUUUGAGAAUGACACAAAUAUUAAUUUCCACAAAGUUUGUCAGAUGUUACUAUGGAAUACUGAAGUAUAAUUAGAAGCAUUUCAUACGUGUCAAAGGCUUUUAUUGACAAUUACAUGAAGUUGAUGCAAAGAGUCAAUAUUUGCAGGGUUGACCCUUCUUUUUCAAGACCUCUGAAAUUCGCCCUGGCAUGCUGUCAAUUAACUUCUGGGCCACAUCCUGACUGAUUGCAGCCCAUUCUUGCAUUAUCGAUGCUCGAAUUUGUCAGAAUUUGUGGGGUUUUGUUUGUCCACCUGCCUCUUGAGGAUUGACCACAAGUUCUCAAUGGAAUUAAGGUCUGGAGAGUUUUCUGGCCAUGGACCCAAAAUAUUAAUGUUUUGUUCCCCGAGCCACUUAGUUAUCACUUUUUCCUCAUGGCAAGGUGCUCCAUCAUGCUGAAAAAGGCAUUGUUCGUCACCAAACUGUUCCUGGAUGGUUGGGAGAAGUUGCUCUCAGAGGAUGUGUUGGUACCAUUCUUUAUUCAUGGCUGUGUUCUUAGGCAAAAUUGUGAGUGAGCCCACUCCCUUGGCUGAGAAGCAAACCCACACGUGAAUGGUCUCAGGAUGCUUUACUGUUGGCAUGACAGAGGACUGAGCAAGCUCAGGAAUGUACUGGUGGUGCCCCGAUUCCACAGCUGAAUCAACUUUAGGAGACAGUCCUGGCGCUUGCUGGACUUUCUUGGGCGCCCUGAAGCCUUCUUCACAACAAUUGAACCGCUCUCCUUGAAGUUCUUGAUGAUCUGAUAAAUGGUUGAUUUAGGUGCAAUCUUACUGGCAGCAAUAUCCUUGCCUGUGAAGCCCUUUCUGUGCAAAGCAAUGAUGAGGGCACGUGUUUCCUUGCAGGUAACCAUGGUUGACAGAGGAAGAACAAUGAUUCCAAGCACCACCCUCCUUUUGAAGCUUCCAGUUUGUUUUUCGAACUCAAUCAGCAUGACAGAGUGAUCUCCAGCCUUGUCCUCGUCAACACUCACACCUGUGUUAACGAGAGAAUCACUGACAUGAUGUCAGCUGGUCCUUUUGUGGCAGGGCUGAAAUCCAGUGGAAAUGUUUUUUGGGGAUUCAGUUCAUUUGCAUGGCAAAGAGGGACUUUGCAAUUCAUAUGAUCACUCUUUAUACAUGGAGUAUAUGCAAAUUGCCAUCAUACAAACUGAGGCAGCAAACUUUGAAAAUGUAUAUAUUUGUGUCAUUCUCAAAACCUUUGGCCACGACUGUACAGUGCUUUCAGAAAGUAUUCAGACCCCUUAGCCUUUUCCACAUUUUGUUACGUUACAGCCUUAUUCUAAAAUACCCCAUAAUGACAAAGCAAAAACAGUUUUUUAGAAAAGAUCACAUUUGCAUAAGUAUUCAGAACCUUUACUCUGUACUUUGUUGAAGCACCUUUGGCAGCGAUUACAGCCUCGAGUCUUGGGUAUGACGCUACAAGCUUGGCACACCUGUAUUUUGGGAGUUUCUCCCAGUCUUCUCUGCAGAUCCUCUAAAGCGCUGUCAGAUUGCGUUGCUGCAAAGCUAUUUUCAGGUCUCUCCCGAGAUGUUCGAUCGGGUUCAAGUUUGGGCUCUGGCUGGGCCACUCAAGGACAUUCAGAGACUUGUCCCGAAGCCAUUCCUGCAUUGUCUUGGCUGUGUGCUUAGGGUCGUUGUACUGUCGAAAGGUGAACCUUCGACCCCAGUCUGAGAACCUGCUCCAGAGCGCUCAGGACUUCAUCAAGGAUCUCUCUGUACUUUGCUCCGUUCAUCUUUCCCUCGAUUCUGACUAGGCUCCCAGUCCUUUCCGCUGAAAAACAUGCCCACAGCAUGAUGCUGCAACAACCAUGCUUCACCUUAGGGAUGGUGCCAUGUUUCCUCCAGAAAUGACGCUUGGCAUUCAGGCCAAAGAGUUCAGUCUUGGUUUCAUCAGACCAGAGAAUCUUGUUUCUCAUGGUCUGCGAGUCCUUUAGGUGCCUUUUGGUAAACUCCAAGCGGGGUGUCAUGUGAGUUACUGAGGAGUAGCUUCCGUCUGGCCACUCUACCAUAAAGACCUGAUUGGUGGAGUGCUGCAGAGAUGGUUGUCCUUCUGGAAGGUUCUCCCAUCUCCACAGAGGAAUUCUGGAGCUCUGUCAGAGUGACCAUCGGGUUUGGUCACCUACCUGACCAAAACCCUUCUCCCCCGAUUGCGCAGUUUGGCCUAGUGGCCAGCCCUAGGAAGAGUCUUGGUGGUUCCUCUAUGUUCUUGGGGACCUUCAAUGCUGCAGAAAUUUUUGUGUACCUUUCCCCAGAUCUGUGCCUCAAUCAAUUUAAUUUACAGCAAUUAAGUUGUAGAAACAUCUGAAGGAAAGUCAAUGGAAACAGGAUGCACCUGAGCUCAAUUUCAAGUCUCACAGCAAAGGGUCUGAAUACUUAUGUAAAUAAGGUAUUUUUAUUUUUAAUCCGUUUUACAAUAAGGCUGUAACGUAACAAAAUGUGGAAAAGGGGAAGGGGUCUGAAUACUUUCCGAAUGCACUGUAUCAAGCCACUGCCACAUGACUCACUGUCUAUAGGCGCGAUCCAUUUUUGUGAAUGGGGUGGUGUACCUAAUAAACUGGCCAGUGAGAGUAUAUUCCAUUUACCAUCGUCUUUCUUCAUUUUAAAGAUUUUCAUGUUUGUUUCGUUUGUUUUUUCACGAAAGAAAAAAAAUAGUGAUUUCCGCAAAUAAUUGAGUUUCAGCUGAUGUAAAAAGAGCACCUUCAGUGUACCACAACUUUUAGUAAUAAAAUAUUUCAUAUUCAA